Messenger RNA from Volvox carteri f. nagariensis, 1596 nucleotides. RefSeq lists its product as uncharacterized. The transcript is spliced from 2 exons. NCBI's taxonomy places the organism in Eukaryota, Viridiplantae, Chlorophyta, Chlorophyceae, Chlamydomonadales, Volvocaceae. The record is from RefSeq and is a predicted model, not a curated record. The annotation marks the transcript as partial.
GUGGUGCAGCUGCAAAAGCUGCUAGCGGAGAGGGAUGCGGAGCUGUUUGCGUUGCGGGCGCAGCUGGCAGAGUUGCAGCCGACAGAAAUUGCAGACAUGGUGAAGGAGGGACCUGCUGCGGGGCCUGUGGGCCAGUUUGCUAUGACGGCAACGGCUCGACCAGUCAGCUCGAUGGCGAGCAGCAGCAGUAACGUCGACGGUGUAGUGGGGGCGGCAACGACGGGGUUGGGAAUACUUGCGCCAUCUCCAAGCGGUGCAAUGUCCCGGGAUUCGGCGGUGCUAGCUGACGGAAGCCCCUCAGCACCGACGGCGGCCGCAGCAUUGACGCCUGACCGGGGGGCUGGGCGGUCUGCGGACCGCACAGGCAAUGCCGAGCCGGCAUUGGCGAACGGGCAGGACGGCCAGCGGGCUGAGGGCUCGUUAUCGCCCUCCAAUCCGGCAGCUGCAGCUGCGGCGGCUGUGCGCCGCAUGCAGUCUCUAGCAGCCAGCCAUGACGCGCCAACGUUGCUUCACCCUGGUUCGGUGCCGGCAAGGCCAGUGAGCACGGGGCCGACGGUCUCCGGUGCCACGGUUGCGGUUGGGGCUGGAUCAGCUCCUGCGGCUGCGGCGGCACGGGGACUGGCCACCGUGGGGUCUGUACCGCAGCGAACGUCGGGAGUGCAUGGUGGCCCGGAUCCGCCAGUAGGUAUCCACUCGCAGGCGGUUGGCACCUCGCAGCAGGCGGUGGUCGGUGCUACUGCUGGGGCGCCGACGACAGGACCUUCUAGCGACGGGCACAUAGCGGCCGCGGCCGCGCCCGGCGUCAUGAUGCAGCGCUCUACGUCGGCGACGUUACCGGCAGCAGUAACUGGUACAAGUACUGCUGCAACAACAGCCGCAGGGCAGUACGUGCCGCUCGCACAGCAUCACCUUGUUGGGACGACGGCAACGGCCAACGGCCGGCCACGGCCGCAGGGCGUGGACACGGCACCGGGGCCAAGCAGCACGGCCGCUCUGACCACGACGAGCAGCAAACCGACAUCGUACAUGCAGACGUCAUCGGCAGGGGCGUCGGUGGCCACGGUAGGUGCAACAUCGAACGGCAUUGGCGGCGUGUUGCAUGCAGCGGCGCAAAGCUUGCAAGACGGAUUGCCCUCGUACCGGAACGCUGCAGCCGGCGUGCUGUCCACAGGGCAGCCGGGGGCAGGCGGACAUGCGUUGCCAACGUCCGCAGCUGCCGCUGCGGCGAACAUGGUGCCGGGGCCAGGGGCACCCAUGCUGCCAGUUAGUCCGAGCGCCGCUGCAGCGGCGGGGACAGCUGCCAGCGGGGCACAUAAGCGCGUGGAGGAUGGGUCAUCUGCAGUCGCCAGGGCGGCGGCGGCGGCUCGCCACAUGGCUCAUCCGGUUGCGGCGGCAACAGCAUCUUCCACAGAUGGGGCGUUCAGCGCGCAGAGCGCGCGCAUCAUGAUGCAGCAAGCCCAGCGCGCGAGCCUGGCAUUUAACACACCCCCAGCCGUCUCGUCGGCUAAGCGGAUGGCUGCGUCAACGCAGUUGGAUAGCCCUGGGCUCGAGGACUUCGCCCACAUCGGUUUAAUCGAUGACUUGCUAACCGAGUAA